UAAGCGACGUCUGGCAGUUGGAUAAAAAAGUUCACUUCAAAAAACGCGAAGAUUUUGUGUUUACUGUGUCGUCAAAUUGUGAAUUUUGCCGUAAAAUCAGCAGGGAUUUACUGUAGAAACGUCGAGCGGCACCUGCCCUAACCUUAAAAUGAUAAGUCCCCAAGAAUUGGAAUGCCGGAAAAUCUGCUCCGAGAGAUUCUUCUUGGCCAUUGCAUGUAGUACAGGCUUGCAAUUUGUCAUGCUGGGACUCUUCCUCAUCUUUAUCAAUGUCAACAUUGUCCAUCCGAUUGCAUGGAUUGCCGGGAGUAUCUCAAAGGUUUUUUCCCCAUACACCUGGCUCUGUAUUACUCCACUUAUUGGCUCUGUGGCCAUCUACGGGAUGCUCAUGGCCAGGCAUUUGGUAUCUGAACCCAAAUACUAUCGCAAUAGAUUCACAAUGUAUAGGUCCAGUGGGAGGAAGUUGAUGUACUUGGGAGUACAUGGAAUUGUGGGAUUUCUCACAGCAUGGCUGUAUGCCAAAUAUUUGCCAGAAGAUUACAGUGCCCUGACAAGGCCCUGCGAUGGCCAGUCAUGUUACAAUGACAAGUACAUCUUCAUCAUUAUCAGUGGAUUCUAUACAGGGAUUUAUUUCUUUCUGAAGGAGCACAUGAAGUCCCAAAAUCUCAUAGUUUUCCCAGUGAUUCUGCAGGGAAAGUACCAGCAGGUUACAACCAAUCUCGCUGGGAUCUUCUGCAAAUCUCUCUCUAUGACUUUCUUCUCUGCCCUGAUUUAUGUUUUGGGGUAUUGGGUAUCAAAUGGACUCUUCAAGUGGAGCCUUGAGGCAAUUUUCGGCCUCAAAUUUGCCGAUGAUUCCAUCUUUGUGCAUCUGAUGGAUUUCCUAUUGGAUUGGAGAUUGAUCAUUUAUGAGUGGAUUCUGUCUUCGCAAAUUCUUAGCAAUAUGUACUUGAUCAACAGAUUGUUGAUUGUCUUCCUCACUGAAUACCGAGCCUUUCCGAUCGUUCGACCCUUGGGAAGUAAUCCUGAGUAUCAGGAAAUUACUCUGACUGAAGCUCUGGCAACCCAAAAACUUCCAGUCAUUCAGGAUCUUGCCUGUCAGGAUCUCUUUAUGAUUGCCAAUGGAUGUGACUCAGCCAGGAGGAAGGAUAUCUUUAUGCUUUCAAUUCCCGGAGGACAUCCCAAUAACUGGAAAGCCCUGGUGAGUCAGUGCCUGGAACUGGUGAAUGGAUUCAACCAAAAGCUCAUGAAAUCCAUCGAAGGCAUGAAAUUGGAGCCAGUUUUGCCCAGUAAAGCUGCAGUUUUUAGGCCAACAGCAACAGAAGUUGCUGAUCAUAUUCUCUGGAUGCAACACAAUGAAGGACUCAGGAUUCAGAGGCACACGAAUCCCCAGGAAAACCCACGAGUCAGUGAGACAACAAAUAAAACCUUCUACACCAUUCAAGAUUUUUGGAAAAUUGUGGGAAACUUCGUGGAAAGAGGAAAGAAGUAUCUGAUGAAUUAUCCAGGAAUUCACUAUCUCUUCAGUGAAACUCCCUUCGAAGAGACAUUUUUUCACCUGAUGCACUCUCAGCGGAUCAUUUGGAUUGUCCAGGCCAUUUCCACUUUGGCUGAGAAAUCCGUUCAAGAGGAUACAUUUGGCGUAGUUCAGAAUGAUCUCACAGACAUCAUCCGGGCAUUCAUACAGCUCAAGAAUACCCUGGACAAAAUUGGAAAUAUUAUGCUGGGCGAGAGGAGGGUAGAUCGAAAUUUCCUGACACUCAAAAGUGCAGUUAAGCGAAGUCUCUAUCGCAUCUCAAACACUUUUUCUGCCUACUUCAGUGAUCUUCGCCUCAGUGACCCAGACUUGAAGCACAUCAAUCUCUUCGCCACCUACAAAGAAGCCUAGAAGGAAGCCAAAAUUCCUCAGAAGUUCUGAUUUAUUCAGUUUUUUUUUGCCUAGUGAAUAUAAAAGGCUCUUUAUAAAAAAAUCUUGAUAAUUAUUAUUAAAUAAAAAUAAAAUGGAUUACAAAAACACAACA
Phlebotomus papatasi is the source of this 2015-nucleotide messenger RNA. RefSeq names its product nucleoporin Ndc1 (gene Ndc1). Gene Ontology annotation, cellular component: nuclear pore transmembrane ring. Gene Ontology annotation, molecular function: protein-macromolecule adaptor activity. The record is from RefSeq and is a predicted model, not a curated record. The transcript is spliced from 2 exons. NCBI's taxonomy places the organism in Eukaryota, Metazoa, Arthropoda, Insecta, Diptera, Psychodidae. Gene Ontology annotation, biological process: nuclear pore organization. The coding region runs from base 149 to 1882 and encodes 577 amino acids.